Molecule: messenger RNA, 659 nt
Organism: Phyllostomus discolor (pale spear-nosed bat)
Lineage: Eukaryota; Metazoa; Chordata; Mammalia; Chiroptera; Phyllostomidae
Gene: DNAJB3
Product: DnaJ heat shock protein family (Hsp40) member B3
Biological process (GO): protein refolding; positive regulation of proteasomal ubiquitin-dependent protein catabolic process
Cellular component (GO): endoplasmic reticulum membrane; cytosol
Molecular function (GO): Hsp70 protein binding; ATPase activator activity
Source: RefSeq, a predicted model, not a curated record
GGGUGUGGGGAGUGUCUCCGAGCCCGGCUUCCCGGGGUCCCGCCUGGACCAAUGAGAUGCGGGCAACGUCACAAGCACCCACCUCCUGGGCGGCCUGGGCUCCCUGGCUGGGCACUUGGCUCGCGCCCUGGAGCUGCUAGCAGCGCCGCUCAGUGUUUCUGUUCCCCGUGGGCCGUGGCCGCGGCCGCCCGUCCAACAUGGUGGACUACUACGAGGUGCUGGGCGUGCCCCGCCGGGCCUCGGCCAAUGCCAUCAGGAAGGCCUACCGCAAGCUGGCGCUCAGGUGGCACCCUGACAAGAACCCGGAGAGCAAGGAGGAGGCCGAGAGGCGGUUCAAACAAGUGGCCCAGGCGUACGAGGUGCUGUCCGACGCCAACAAGCGCGAAGUCUACGACCAGUGCGGCGAGGGGGCCGUGCAGGACGGCGACGUGGGCGGCGGCGGCGGCGGCGGCGGCGGCAGCGGCAGCGGGGGGCUCUUCCAGGACCCGUUCCAAUACGUCUUCACCUUCCGCGACCCGGCCGAGGUCUUCAGGGAGUUUUUUGGUGGCCGGCACCCAUUUUCGCUUGACUUGUUCAAAGACCCGCAUUUUGGGGGGUCGGAGGAGCUCCCGGAGAAGCAGAAAUAGAGGGUCUGCACCCCCUUCCUCCACCUUCAGUAA